AUGUCAAACCAUACAAACAGAUUUCAUAACCUUGUGGAACUAAAUGCCGAAAUUCGAGAUCAAGCCUUGAGCUGUAAUGUUUGUCAAUACAAUACUGAUAGACGGAGCAAUCAUACAAGACAUCUCAACUCUGAAUCACACCGGUUAAACGUAGCGAAUGCAAUCCUCUCAAAUGCAAACAACCCUAACGAGGUUCAAAAUGAAGCAAUGAAUACUGAUCCAUCUCCUGAGGUUCAAGAUGAGGCAGAUAACUCCAUGAAUAUUGAUUCACCUUCUGGAAGUCCAAUGAUGACAGACAUUGAUGUUGAACCUGAGCCUGAACCAGACAUAACUCCUGAGGAAGCUUUCGGAAGCUCCCAUGGUUUUGAGGAGGAUGACAGUGAAAUCGGACGUGACUUUGACCCCUUUGAAAACAUUUUAAAUGAUGAAGUACAGUUGGAUGGUGGUCCUGGUGUUAGUGAAUCUAUCAACCCCAAUACCAAUGAUGAUGAACCUCAAGUACCUGAUGAUCAAUUCGGCAAUACAAAGAUCAACUUUCUGGAUCCCACUGACACUGACUAUGAUUUCAAAGGCUACCCUACUCCCCAAGGUAUUUCUAGGUUUUACAAAUCUACCAAAAGCACUGUUCCGAUUCUUCCCCAUGCUGAAUAUUAUGUGAAAAGUCGUGAAGGUAUUCCUUAUACCACACCUAUUGAUCAUUCUAGUCGUGACGCUGCUGGUAAGCCGUACAAGCCUGAUCUGAUUAUCAACCAUGUUUCUGAACACCUGCGACUUCUCAUUGCCAAUCCAAUCAUGUCCCCCUAUUUAUCUGAUCUUCCUGAUUAUACGAGUAACCAACGUAUAAAGCUUGGUCAAGGUAAAAAGUGGAUUGAGGAUAAAUUGUUUCAGCCUCCCAUGAUAAUUGCUGGUAAUGAUAACAACCCUCGGCAAUUGUGGGUGUCGGAUAGAAUCUCUCGUCUGUCUGAUAUCAAUGUUCCUGUUCAACAGCGUCCCUACUUCAAGGUAUUCAAGUUCUUCCAAGAAUCCAACAUUGUCAAGGCGUUCCUUUUCCCGGUAAUAACCAAGAUGAAUGAUUCCAUGUACUAUCUCUCCGAAAAGGUUGUCUCAUGUGAUGUAUCACAGCUCAAUCUUGAUGAUGUUUGCCGUUUAGAAGUGGAAGAUUACCAGGCCUAUACCAGUGUCAUGCAAAAUUCGACUCCUGAACGUUUAAUCAUCUGUAACCCGAGCUAUACUAUUGAUAACACUAAUUUGAUUCGUGAUCAUUAUAACAUGAUUAAAGCUGCCAACGACCACAAGCACCCAUUGCCUGUUAACUCCAACUUUGUCAACAACGUCCUUAACCCGUCUAUUCCCAAGAACUUUCAGGUUGUUAGAGUUGUUCCUUAUAACUUGUUUUCUGAUGACACUAGUGGUAAUUCAACCUCAAAAUGGAAUUGCUUCGAUACUUGGUCAAUGAAUCCUGCUGCUGUCCCCCUAAGUAUUGCCAAUCAUUACUUGAACCAAUUGCUUUUAUGUGGGUCUAACAAACUCAGUGCCAUGGAGCAGUUGCCUUCCCUUGUUGAAAGUGCUUCUGGUGCCGCCAUGCCAAUAAUUACGAUUCAAAAUAUAAGGACCACUCCUGAAGAAUAUGUGUCAGCUCCAAGGGAAAAACGGCAUUGGGAAAGUUUAUUUAUUACAAGCAACUUACCUAUUCCUGAUUUUUCGAUCCGGGUUCGUGAUAGACAGGGUAACUUUAUUUUUGUUGAUGAUCUGAUGACUCUUGGUUUCAAAGAUUCUAAUGGUAAGGGCUUGUUGGGUCUGUCCUCUUGGGAUCCAAGUAAAGAUACGCCAGUUGAAAUAUUGCAUGGAUUAUGUCUGGGCUUGAUCAAGUACACCUUCAACAAGGCUGCCGAUUGUUUUAUUAACAAAACCCAAGUCGAUGUUAUCAGUUCUCUAUGUCGUACUUACGGUUCAAAGGCUUUCACUAACUUGUCCACUCAUCUGAAGGGUUACAAAAGCUACCUUGGAGGAGAUUUCAAGCUUAUGGUCCAGAUGAUUCCAAUUGUACUGAGACUUGCUAAGGAUGACCGGGCAUUCUUGACUUUUCGUAACGAUCCCCACCACAGGCUGAAUAACAUCAUCGAUACUUUCGAUAAGCUUGGUGAGCUUUGUUCUCUAUCCUAUAUGUCGGAAAUUCAUACCAACUUUGACAAAUUUGUUGAGAUGCUUCGAAAGGCUGCCAAUGAUACAAUCGUUGCUUUGGAUAACCUUGAUCAUACGGCAAUUCCAAGUAGCAGGCGUUCUCGUCGCGGUCGUAGAGACAAUCAAGCUUCUACAACUGAAAAUGUAGAUGAGCCAUCGGUGAUGUUUGGUGAUGUUGUGCCUCCUGAAGAAGGUGAAGAUUCUGACGAUGAAGACGUAACUUCUGCUGCUGCUACUGGUGCUGCUGCUACUGGUGCGCGUGCUGGUGUUCGUUCUCGUGCUGGUGCUAGUUCUGGUGAACAGCUUAAUGGUGCUUCCAUUCCAUACGCCAAGACAGGUGGUCCUCUGUGCAAUCGUUUGAAAACACACUUGAUCAUUCACUUGGUGGAGGAUUGUAUUCGUUUUGCUUCUCCUGUGCUUUUGGCUACUGAAAAGAAUGAACAGUUUAACAAGUACAUUCGGGCAAUAAUCAUGAAAACGAACAAGCAAAACCCCUCUCGUGACUUGGCCCUGAUCAAUGGUCGUGAGCUGUCUUUGAGGAAUGUCGCGAUGGGUUGUUACUGGGACAAUGAUGCCAAGACUUGUGGUUCCAAGGUUGUGCUGAAACGCGGUGAUCUCGUCGAACUGGAGGUUUAUACACUUGUUGAAAAACCAGUGCAAGUGCUUUCGGACAACGCAAGCAUCUUCACAAACUACCAGGUGGACGAUGGUGGCAAUCUUCUCGCGGUCAAAUUGGACGAAACUCUAAGUACGCUGGUGUUCAAGCUGGCUGUUGUUGAACUAUUGGACAUGUCGCAUUCAACUGUGAUAAAUGAUGUUCAAUACUCAAUAAUUAACAAGUGUAAGUUUGGUACUCUUUGGUGGUUCCAUAAUACGGACAGACAUUUCGAAAUGUUGAAAAACGAUUCUCAAGAUUAA
Mucor mucedo is the source of this 3099-nucleotide messenger RNA. RefSeq lists its product as uncharacterized. Lineage: Eukaryota; Fungi; Mucoromycota; Mucoromycetes; Mucorales; Mucoraceae. The transcript has 6 exons. The coding region runs from base 1 to 3099 and encodes 1032 amino acids. The record is from RefSeq and is a predicted model, not a curated record.